AUGGGACAGUCAACGUCAACCACAGCAGAGCCCAAGAGUGAGAGUUACCUGGCUAAGCCCAGUGGUGCUUGUUGCCUCAAAGGCACAAUUCAUGAGGGCGAAUCCAGAGGCACUUGGGAAACAAUUGCAGAUGUCGAAACCUACAUAACAAGACCCCCAGAUGGAAAGGCAAAUGGAAAUAUCCUUCUGUACUUUCCUGAUGUAUGGGGCAUGUUUCCUAAUGGCCUAUUGGUCAUGGACGCCUUUGCUGAUGCAGGCUAUCUCGUCCUAGGCCUGGACUACUUUCGUGGGGACCCAGUCUGGAAGCAUCGCAAGGACCGCCAUGACAACAGAAAUCCAGACUUUGACUACGAGGCUUGGAAACGCAAGCACACAGCGUUUGCCGAUGAGGCAGUCCCCAAAUGGGUGAACGCCGUGAAGAAGAGUUACGGAACAAGCACAUCCAAGUUUGCCUGUGUCGGCUACUGCUUUGGUGCUCCGUAUGUCUGCAACGAACUCAAGGGUGACACCGUGACAGUCGGUGCUUUUGCUCACCCAGCGUUUCUGAAGGAACACCACUUUCAGGAUCUAAAGAAACCUCUAUUUCUGUCAUGCUCCGAAAUUGACCACACAUUCGACGUCCCAUCUAGACGUCGCGCAUUGGAUAUCUUACAAUCCAAUAAAAAGGUAUUCCAUUACCAGGUGUUUUCUGGUGUUGAACAUGGAUUCGCUUUAAGGGGCGAUCAGAGUGAUCCUUAUCAGAGAUGGGUCAAGGAGCAGAGUCUUGCGGGUAUAGUGUCAUGGUUCGAUUAUUGGCUGUCACAAUGA
Molecule: messenger RNA, 807 nt
Organism: Fusarium venenatum
Lineage: Eukaryota; Fungi; Ascomycota; Sordariomycetes; Hypocreales; Nectriaceae
Product: Alpha/Beta hydrolase protein
Molecular function (GO): hydrolase activity
Source: RefSeq, a predicted model, not a curated record